AUGAAGAAGCAUUUUCUCAAGGUGGCUGCUAAGAAGCUGACGGAAACCUGCCUGGGCCAGGCCUGGUAUCUCCUUUGGAUGUACAGUUCUUCGCUUGGUGAAAAUACAGUUACAGAAGGCCAGUGUCCAUAUUGUUACCAGUUUCUGGUGCUGAAUAAAUACAGAGUUCUCCUUAAGCCAAAGCCAAAACUAACACCAAAAGUAAAGAAAGUUCUUAAUCGAGAAUCGAAAAAUUGUAGACUCAAUUUUAAAGAAGCAAAGAUUCUUAAAAAGUACAAUGACUCCAGAAACAUUCUGUUGGUUACCUGUAAAGCAUGCAACAAAACAGUGAGAUAUGAUGGUAAAAGCAGAAGCUUCUUGGAAGAAAUGAAAAAUAGUCUUAGCACUCCCAAGAUUAAGCCUGGCAUGAAGACACCAGACAUAAAAUCUUCAGGAUCUACAAAGAAAAAGAAAAAAUCCUUCAGUAGUAAUAAAUCCAGUUCCAAAGACAAUAGUCCAGCAUUAAUUUUCAGAACACCUACAUCAGGACAGUCAACACCCAGUUCCUCAUCAAAGAGUCUCAAUAAAAUGAAGCAUCAUUUGUCUCAGCUGAAAAUGUUAUUCAAUAGUGAAGAAAGCCAAAAAACUCCAUCAAAGGAUUUCCGAAAUUUCUUGUCCUCACUCUGA
Molecule: messenger RNA, 666 nt
Organism: Monodelphis domestica (gray short-tailed opossum)
Lineage: Eukaryota; Metazoa; Chordata; Mammalia; Didelphimorphia; Didelphidae
Source: RefSeq, a predicted model, not a curated record